AUGAGCUUACGUGACACAACUGACAAUACGGCUGCCUCAGCCUUUCGAGGGAUGCUAUCUCGAGAUUUGUUAGCAUGUUUGAAGCAUAUAGCGGGACCGGAAUUUUUACGUCAGGAAGAUACUUUUUGGACCAGUGAUGGCGCAGACGGAUAUCACGGAACCUGGGGAAGGUUUACUGGAGGUGAAAACGACAACACAUGCGUGUUGCACAUCCAGGAAGAGGAGGACCCGUGA
Messenger RNA from Cinara cedri, 234 nucleotides. The record is from the annotation of a GenBank genome assembly. Lineage: Eukaryota; Metazoa; Arthropoda; Insecta; Hemiptera; Aphididae.